GUCAAGCGCACUGAGUGAGGAACGAUAGAGUACAGUAAGUAGAUAGAUAGUGGGAUAGACGAGGUAAAGCAAGCCAACUUGGUCGCUCGCCUGCCUGCAUUCCUUCUCAAACCGAAACCUAUCCGCUGCGGUACAAGUCUAUGUUUGAAUCGCCGCAGCUCAGAAAGAACAAGCACAUUUUGAGAUAAAGUGUAUAUCGCGCAGGAGGAUCCUAUCAAACGAAGGAGUAACCGUGAGAGAAGCACGAGAUACGGAGACAUGGCUGCGACAACCUGUACACGUUUCACGGACGAUUUUCAGCUAUACGAAGAGCUGGGAAAGGGAGCGUUUUCAGUGGUGCGCAGAUGUGUCAAGCUGUGUAGUGGACAGGAGUAUGCCGCCAAAAUAAUCAACACCAAAAAGCUAUCUGCAAGAGACCACCAGAAGCUAGAGAGAGAGGCCCGUAUCUGUCGCCUACUCAAGCACUCCAACAUCGUCCGUCUCCAUGACAGUAUAUCAGAGGAAGGAUUCCACUACCUCCUGUUUGACUUGGUGACUGGAGGGGAGUUGUUUGAGGACAUCGUAGCCAGAGAGUACUACAGUGAGGCUGAUGCCAGUCAUUGCAUCCAGCAGAUCGUGGAGGCGGUGCUACACUGCCAUCAAAUGGGCGUGGUGCAUCGAGAUCUAAAGCCAGAGAAUCUGCUCCUAGCCAGCAAAUGCAAGAAUGCUGCCGUCAAGUUGGCCGACUUUGGCCUGGCCAUCGAGGUACAAGGAGAUCAGCAAGCCUGGUUUGGAUUUGCUGGUACACCGGGAUACCUGUCCCCUGAGGUACUGAGGAAGGAGGCAUAUGGCAAACCUGUGGACAUCUGGGCCUGCGGGGUGAUUCUGUAUAUCCUGCUAGUGGGCUACCCUCCCUUCUGGGAUGAGGACCAGCACAAACUGUACCAACAGAUCAAAGCUGGGGCCUACGAUUUUCCCUCUCCAGAGUGGGACACAGUCACUCCAGAGGCUAAGAACCUGAUUAACCAGAUGUUGACCAUCAACCCUGCCAAGAGGAUCACCGCCCAGGAGGCCCUCAAACACCCAUGGGUCUGCCAACGUUCUACAGUGGCGUCCAUGAUGCACAGACAGGAGACAGUGGAGUGCCUGAAGAAGUUCAACGCCCGGAGGAAACUCAAGGGGGCCGUUCUCACUGCUAUGCUGGUUUCCCGGAACUUCUCUGUGGGCGCUCGUUCCGCCACCGCUCCAAUCAGUGUCAGUGCAGCAGCAGCAGCAGCAGCAGCCGCAGCAGCGGGCACCACCGGUGGGCUGGUGGAACAAGCAGCCAAGAGUUUGCUCAACAAGAAGGCAGAUGUCAAGCCCCAGACACCACAGACCAACAGCACCAAAAACAGCAUAGUCACCAGCCCCAAAGGAAACGUCCCUACUCCUGUUCUGGAGGCUCAGACCACUGUUAUCCAUAAUCCAAUGGAUGGAACUAAGGAAUCAACUGACAGCAGUACCACUGUGGAGGAUGAGGAUGUGAAAGCCACUAAGCUGCCAGACCUGUUUGGCGUUGUACGCAGGGCGUCAGGGCCCAUGUCUGACAGGGAGGGGGGCACCAGCACACCCCCUCCAGUUGCCCCAUCCACCGCCUCCCCACCCAUGGCACACACCCCCAUGCAGCUAUCCCGUCUCUCAGACCUAGUGAGCAAUGUUCGCCGGUCGUCCGCCCCAUCCUCAGCCCCCACUCCACCUGCGCCCGCCGAGGCGGAGGUGGUACCAGCUCCCAGGCCCACCCCCCACCCAUCACACCCCACCUCCCCUCCUCCCCCCAUGUCCCUCUCCAGCCUCACCCUCACCUCUCAGACACGUAAACAAGACAUCAUUAAGAUCACUGAACAGCUGAUCCAGGCUGUCAACAAUGGAGACUUUGAGGCAUACGCUAAGAUCUGUGAUCCUGGUCUGACCUCCUUUGAACCCGAGGCCCUGGGAAACCUGGUGGAGGGAAUGGACUUCCACAGAUUCUAUUUUGAGAACCUUCUGUCUAAGAACAGUAAACCUAUCCACACCACCAUCCUCAACCCCCACGUCCACCUGAUUGGAGAGGACGCUGCCUGCAUCGCCUACAUCCGACUCACCCAAUUUGUCGACGGCCUGGGCCAUCCACGCUCCAGCCAAUCAGAGGAGACUAGGGUGUGGCACCGCCGGGACUCCAAGUGGCAGAACGUCCACUUCCACUGCUCGGGCGCUCCCGCUGCGCCUCUCCAGUGAUGUACGUGAGGAGGAGAAUGCCAAAGCCAUGUCUGACAAGAGUGCUCUGCUGGAGAGAGGGAGGGAGGGAGGCGGAGAACAUGUCCAGUGUUGGGUGGCUCUAAUCCUGCAGCACCAGACCUCUCGCACACCGGAUACCCAGCAUGCAUCUCUUCUCUACAACUACCGCCCCCUUGUCUGUCGCCGUCUGCCACUGUACCCACUGACAACACCAUCUCAACAACCAACCAACCAACCAACUAACAACCCCAACCCACUGUACCCACUGACAACACCAUCUCAACAACCAACCAACCAUCCAUCCAUCCAUCCAUCCAACAACAGCAACCCACUCUACCCACUGACAACACCAUCUCAACAACCAACCAACCAUCCAUCCAACAACAACCCCAACCCACUGUACCACUGACAACACCAUCUCAACAACCAACCAACCAUCCAACAACCCCAACCCACUGUACCCACUGACAACACCAUCUCAACAACCAACCAACCAACCAUACAUCCAUCCAACAACAGCAACCCUCUUCUCACCGCAACCCCAACCCACUGUACCCACUGACAACACCAUCUCAACAACCAACCAACCAACCAACCAUCCAUCCAACAACAGCAACCCUCUUCUCACCGCAACCCCAACCCACUGUUAACUCACGGUUAACCCACAGUCAACUCACUGUCAGCCCUCCCCCAACCCAACCUCUCCAACUCUCCCCUCGCCACACUAACGCCCAGUAUUACGAUUUGGGCAGGGAGUGUAUUGAGGGUGUGUGUGUUAGGGGAGUAUUGGGGUGUUUUCUCGUCCUCGGUGUGCGUUUGAUUCUUCCUCUUUUGUCUCAUGAUGUCCCCUCUUCCUCUUCCCAUCUAAACCUGUGUUGUGUAACACAGGAAAUACAUGAUAUUAGUUAAGUUAAGUAAAAAUCUAUUAUAAUCAUUGUUAUCAUUAUUAUUACUACUAUUACACAAUUUAAGUAAAUAAUUUGUAUAAUUCUAAUUCUUAAUGAUAGUGGUUUCUAGAGUUUCUAGAUAGAGAAACUAUCUUUUAAGGAAGCAUGAUGUUUUUCGAUAUUUGGCUGUUUUUUAUUGUGGCUAUUACGUGACAAAAUGAUAUUGGCAGUUUUUGUUUAAGCUUCUUGUAUGUUAUCUAUUAUAUUAUACUCAGCCCAAGAUCAUGUUCAAGAAAUCAACUUUUUUUUGUGAGGGGUGUGUUUGACGAGGUGUCAAGAGUGGAAACUGCAUCACUACUGAGGUCCUGCAGGGAGCCGUGCCCAGGGCUGUCCUCACUGAUGCCUGUUUAAUAUGUGGAGGGGACCUUAAUGGAGAGGUAACAGGCAGGCUGUUGGAUGACUAUUGUAUGUAUGUGUGGACUGGAGAGAUGUGGGCCUCUGCGAUCUGCAGGUGGAAGGUGUUUUAAGCCAUGAGAUCACAUGGAUGAAUGCGUGUGUUUAUUUUGUAUACACCUUGACUCUCUGUCCUGUGGUCUCUGUAGUUGCUGCUCAUUUUAGAGUGGAGAGUUGUGACUGAGGUGUGACAGGGUAUGCAGAGGAGUGUGUGUAUGUGGGAGAGCCCCUGUUGUUGGUGUUCCAGAUGAGAGAGAGGCAAGUUAGGAGAGGAAGGCUUUAUUUCAGCGGUUCUUUCAGUCCUCUGCCUUCAGUCAAGGACUUAUUUUUCUUAUGAUUUAAUGAUCUUUUUAUGUAUAUUAUAUUUUCACAUUUGUAAUAUCAUCCUCAUUGACUUGUUACUAUCUAGUGUUAUUGACUUCUGUUACUACUAAUCACCGUGUUUGUGCCAAGGCCAACAGAGAUGGACAGAUGGAUUUAUACACGAUAGAUAGCUUCAUACACACAUGUACUUUAGCAGUGAGGAUGUGUCGCUCUCUGAAGAGACAUCGCCACAGGACUAUUUCUCUUUAACGAACAGGUGUGAGGUUUUCUCCUGACGCCGUCCCACCGUAGUCGUUAUGCCUGCCUGUGAUUGGCUGCCUUAGGUGUCUUGUCGCUUUUGGGCAGGCAAUUUUUUUAGCGAAGCCAUCACAUUGGACAGUCAGACGGUCACCCGGUUGGUUAGUCCUCAGGUUUAUAUUUAUUUAUUUAUUUGGUUGGAUAGUUUAAAGUGCAUUUACUUUAGUUUCUCCCUCAGGUUCACGUCUGAUUACUCUCUGUUGAUUUAUGAUUUUAGUGGAGGUUCCCUAGUUGAAAGAAGAAGGCUUCAUUGUAUGUCGAGCUAACCAAACACGUGACCCCUCCUCCUCCCCCCUCCAGGAAAAACAAGAGAAAGCCGUGUGUACAAAGGUGCUGUUGUGUUCUUCUUUGUGUGUUUACUAGCAGGGAAAAUCUAUAUAAAAAGAAGAAGCAUAUUUAAAAAGGGGUGAGUAUACAGUAUUACACAACCACUAUUAACUAGUAUCUUAGGGGGGAGUAUACAGUAUUACACAACCACUAUUAACUAGUAUCUUAGGGGGGAGUAUACAGUAUUACACAACCACUAUUAACUAGUAUCUUAGGGGGGAGUAUACAGUAUUACACAACCACUAUUAACUAGUAUCUUAGGGAGGAGUAUACAGUAUUACACAACCACUAUUAACUAGUAUCUUAGGGGGGAGUAUACAGUAUUACACAACCACUAUUAACUAGUAUCUUAGGGGGGAGUAUACAGUAUUACACAACCACUAUUAACUAGUAUCUUAGGGAGAAGUAUACAGUAUUACACAACCACUAUUAACUAGUAUCUUAGGGGGGAGUAUACAGUAUUACACAACCACUAUUAACUAGUAUCUUAGGGGGGAGUAUACAGUAUUACACAACCACUAUUAACUAGUAUCUUAGGGAGGAGUAUACAGUAUUACACAACCACUAUUAACUAGUAUCUUAGGGGGGAGUAUACAGUAUUACACAACCACUAUUAACUAGUAUCUUAGGGGGGAGUAUACAGUAUUACACAACCACUAUUAACUAGUAUCUUAGGGGGGAGUAUACAGUAUUACACAACCACUAUUAACUAGUAUCUUAGGGAGGAGUAUACAGUAUUACACAACCACUAUUAACUAGUAUCUUAGGGGGGAGUAUACAGUAUUACACAACCACUAUUAACUAGUAUCUUAGGGAGGAGUAUACAGUAUUACACAACCACUAUUAACUAGUAUCUUAGGGGGGAGUAUACAGUAUUACACAACCACUAUUAACUAGUAUCUUAGGGGGGAGUAUACAGUAUUACACAACCACUAUUAACUAGUAUCUUAGGGAGGAGUAUACAGUAUUACACAACCACUAUUAACUAGUAUCUUAGGGGGGAGUAUACAGUAUUACAGAACCACUAUUAACUAGUAUCUUAGGGGGGAGUAUACAGUAUUACAGAACCACUAUUAACUAGUAUCUUAGGGAGGAGUAUACAGUAUUACACAACCACUAUUAACUAGUAUCUUAGGGAGGAGUAUACAGUAUUACACAACCACUAUUAACUAGUAUCUUAGGGAGGAGUAUACAGUAUUACACAACCACUAUUAACUAGUAUCUUAGGGGGGAGUAUACAGUAUUACACAACCACUAUUAACUAGUAUCUUAGGGAGAAGUAUACAGUAUUACACAACCACUAUUAACUAGUAUCUUAGGGAGGAGUAUACAGUAUUACACAACCACUAUUAACUAGUAUCUUAGGGAGAAGUAUACAGUAUUACACAACCACUAUUAACUAGUAUCUUAGGGAGGAGUAUACAGUAUUACACAACCACUAUUAACUAGUAUCUUAGGGAGAAGUAUACAGUAUUACACAACCACUAUUAACUAGUAUCUUAGGGAGGAGUAUACAGUAUUACACAACCACUAUUAACUAGUAUCUUAGGGAGGAGUAUACAGUAUUACACAACCACUAUUAACUAGUAUCUUAGGGGGGAGUAUACAGUAUUACACAACCACUAUUAACUAGUAUCUUAGGGAGGAGUAUACAGUAUUACACAACCACUAUUAACUAGUAUCUUAGGGAGGAGUAUACAGUAUUACACAACCACUAUUAACUAGUAUCUUAGGGGGGAGUAUACAGUAUUACACAACCACUAUUAACUAGUAUCUUAGGGAGGAGUAUACAGUAUUACACAACCACUAUUAACUAGUAUCUUAGGGGAGAGUAUACAGUAUUACACAACCACUAUUAACUAGUAUCUUAGGGAGGAGUAUACAGUAUUACACAACCACUAUUAACUAGUAUCUUAGGGAGAAGUAUACAGUAUUACACAACCACUAUUAACUAGUAUCUUUGGGGGGAGUAUACAGUAUUACACAACCACUAUUAACUAGUAUCUUAGGGGGGAGUAUACAGUAUUACACAACCACUAUUAACUAGUAUCUUAAGGAGGAGUAUACAGUAUUACACAACCACUAUUAACUAGUAUCUUAGGGAGAAGUAUACAGUAUUACACAACCACUAUUAACUAGUAUCUUUGGGGGGAGUAUACAGUAUUACAGAACCACUAUUAACUAGUAUCUCAGGGUGGAGUAUACAGUAUUACACAACCACUAUUAACUAGUAUCUUAGGGGAGAGUAUACAGUAUUACAGAACCACUAUUAACUAGUAUCUUAGGGGGGAGUAUACAGUAUUACAGAACCACUAUUAACUAGUAUCUUAGGGGGGAGUAUACAGUAUUACAGAACCACUAUUAACUAGUAUCUUAGGGGGGAGUAUACAGUAUUGCAGAACCACUAUUAACUAGUAUCUUAGGGGGGAGUAUACAGUAUUACAGAACCACUAUUAACUAGUAUCUUAGGGGGGAGUAUACAGUAUUGCAGAACCACUAUUAACUAGUAUCUUAGGGGGGAGUAUACAGUAUUACAGAACCACUAUUAACUAGUAUCUUAGCUGGCAUUUCUUUGCAUGACGACACUAGUUUAGGUGUUUGUCUCUUCUUCUCUUUCUAAUUUUCUACUGAAUGUUGGAAUACUAAACCUCUAUCUAUUCAUCUUAGCUUUUAAAAACCAUACAACUAUUGUCUCGAGAUGAUAGAUAUCAAAGAUAGAUGAAUAUGAUAAGGCUACAAUGAUGGUGAUGAUGAUGAUGGCAGUGAUGAUGAAGAUGAUGACAAUUAAGAUGAAGGUGAUGGUGAUGAUGAACAUGUAAUGAAGAUUCUACAGCAUGCUUUUAUAUGGGUCUGAAUGUUAAAUAUGGCUUACUUUUCUACAGAGGAGAAAGUGCAUCAUGCAUUGAUGUCAGUGGGAGACUAAGUGAACAUGUGAGUGGAAGUUAUGAUUCAACCUAUUUUGAGAGGAACAGUACUCCAUACUUUUUCACCAGGAGGCAUAAAGAAUGUUCCAUUGUUGAGCCACUAGAGGUCACUCUCACGUGUAAUGAAGCACAACUAGCUGAUCUGGGGUCAGAUUAGUCUCAGGUUGUAAAUCACUGUGGCUGCUGAAGUAACUACCCUUUAAGCAAACUGUUAGCAAUCAGCUCUAAUAGACUUCAGAGGGAAGAACACACUAGAAACGUUCAUACUUCUAAAUACAAAGUGCACAUUCUACAUCAGUAGGUGAUUAUGUUAGUGGAAUUGGAAAUGUGUUUUCACUGCAUUUUGAUGUCCAACUUUUUAAGCGACUUCAAGCUUCUUCCAGUGUACUAAUCAGUUGAUAAAUAUGAUGUAAUAUAAACAUGUGUUAGUAUGGACUGCAGAGGUAGAGAGAGGAAGUGUUGUGGUCUUUAUGAAACUCCUCUACCCCCCCCCCCCCCACUCCAUCCGUCCAGUGACCAGACCACCUCCACUGACAACACUGAGUUAGUGUAUCUCUGUAGUAUUUAUUUAACUAUUUUCAACGUCUCUCUGUUUAAAAACCUUAUUCAAUCAUUUAUCUACAGUUGACUCUACAUAUUUUCCCUGACUUGUUCUCUUUGUAUCAGUUUGGGUUUCUUCUGUAGAAUAUAUUUAUCCUAGAUUUCUCUACUUCUUCUGGUUAUGAUGAUCCGUACUUCAACAUGCUACCCGUGUUUCUCUAACUUAAGGAAAUGUGUUAAGGUGUUACCAAUAAAAUGAGAAUUUAAAUAAAGUUACACUUCUCUUUCUCUUUGA
Oncorhynchus mykiss (rainbow trout) is the source of this 8279-nucleotide messenger RNA. RefSeq names its product calcium/calmodulin-dependent protein kinase type II subunit beta. Gene Ontology annotation, molecular function: calmodulin binding; ATP binding; calcium/calmodulin-dependent protein kinase activity. The record is from RefSeq and is a predicted model, not a curated record. NCBI's taxonomy places the organism in Eukaryota, Metazoa, Chordata, Actinopteri, Salmoniformes, Salmonidae. Gene Ontology annotation, biological process: protein phosphorylation.